This is a messenger RNA of Dendronephthya gigantea, 2038 nucleotides long. RefSeq names its product glutamate carboxypeptidase 2-like. NCBI's taxonomy places the organism in Eukaryota, Metazoa, Cnidaria, Anthozoa, Malacalcyonacea, Nephtheidae. The record is from RefSeq and is a predicted model, not a curated record. The transcript is spliced from 7 exons. Gene Ontology annotation, molecular function: carboxypeptidase activity. The coding region runs from base 219 to 1931 and encodes 570 amino acids.
CAGGAACACCACGUUCAAAGGAAUUGGCAAAUGAGAUCGAAAAAAGAUGGAAGGAAUACAAAUUUGACAAAGUGGAACAAACGGAAUAUGACAUUCUCCUACCUUACGUUCAACCAAACGUCUCGAAUUCUGUACAGAUUUUGAAUUCCACUCGUGAUGUGACUUUCGAGUUCUCUGGAAGAGAAAAGUUGGCAGACCCCAGCGAAAACGACACUACGAUGAUCCCGCCUUUACUGGGUUUCUCUAAGCAAGGAUCGGCUGAAGGGAAACUCUUGUAUGUGAAUUAUGGAAGAACUGAAGAUUUUCAAGCAUUGAAGAUUAACUUCAGCAUCACAAACUGCAGCGGCUACAUUGUCAUCAUGCGAUAUGGAAAGAUAUAUCGCGGUGAUAAGGUCAAAAAUGCCGAAGACUGUGGGGCAGUUGGCGUCAUUUUGUACAACGACCCGGCAGAUUUUGCACCCGAGGGCCAGGAUAAAGUCUACCCAAACUACAUUUGGCUCCCAAAGACAGGAGUCCAGCGCGGUGGCAUAGGCACAAUCCGCGGGGAUCCGCUGACUCCUGGAUUGCCGUCUGUCGAAGGAGUGUUCAGAAUACCGGUAGAGAGGGCUAACCUUCCUAAGAUCCCAGCUACACCAAUGCCUUACGGCGACGCUGUUAGACUGUUGGAGAUCAUGGAAGGUGACCACGAUCUGUUCAACUGGCAAGGUGGAUUGAACAUUUCUUACAAACUCGGAAACGGCGGUUUACAGAACGACAGCACUGUCAAAAUACAAGUAAAUGUUCCAAACAAGCGGCAAAAUGUGUACAAUGUCAUAGGCACCAUAUAUGGCAAAGAGGAGCCAGAUCGUUGGGUAUUGAUAGGGAAUCAUAGGGACGCAUGGGGAUUUGGCGCAGUGGAUGCGUCCAGUGGCACGUCAGUCAUGAUGGAGAUAUCACGUGGUGUAAGUGAGCUUCUGAAAAAAGGUUGGCGUCCAAGACGCACCAUCAAAUUCUGCAGCUGGGGAGCAGAGGAAUCAGGUUUGAUAGGAUCAACCGAAUGGGUGGAAGAAAAUGAACGAGCCUUGUCAACCAAAGGAAUAACUUACAUAAAUAUUGAUAUCGCAGUCGGUGGUAACUUGACCUUCAGCGUCGCCGGCUCACCUCUACUCAAGACUGCAACUAUCAGGAAUGUUAAGGAAGUUCAUGAUCCCCACGGGCAAAAGGUGUACGAUCAAAUGAGGAAAGCAAAAAAGAAAUUCAAAUAUGAAAAUUUGGGUGCCGGUUCAGAUUACGCCAGUUUUUAUCAAUUUUGCGGAGUACCGUCCAUAGACAUGACCUAUGCUGGUGAAGUUCUCUACCCUGUAUACCAUUCAGUCCACGACACGUACAAAUGGCUUCAAGGCUUGGUCGAUCCCUACUUCAAAUUCCAACUAACCACGGCAAGAGUUGCCUCGAGACUUCUCAUGUACAUCGCCGACAGUUUUGUGUUACCGCUCGAUGUCAUAGAGUAUGGCAAAUCUCUGGACAACUCUUUGAAAACGCUCAGGAACGAUCAUGGGGAAGAGCUUGAAAACAAUAACGUCACCUUGCGUCAUAUUAAGAAGGCAAUUAGAAAAUUCAUAGAAGAGGCAAAAAAAUUCCAAGCGGAAAAAGAGAAAGCUCUUGAUUUAAAGGAUGACAUUAAACUGCGAGACCUCAAUAACCGUAUGGUCAACGUUGAGAAAUCUUUCAUCUCGACCCCAGGCUUGCCUAAUCGACCAAACACAAGACACGUCGUAUUCGCGCCUUCCGUGAACAAUGUUUACGGUAGCACCAGCUUUCCGGGAAUCUCUGAUCUGAUGUUUAAGCAGCAUAAAACAGAGAAGGAUUGGUUGGAUAUCAAGAGACAGGCGUCUGUUGUGUUUAAAGCAAUUUCUGGCGCAACUGAAACGUUAAAAGCUGAUGGGAACUGAAAACCAGGAAACUCUUAGUAGAAAUACAUCUUCGUUUUUCGUAGUAUGAGACAAACAGAUUAACAAAGGGGAAUUUCGUUCUAAACUAAUCGGCAUAUUUGUUUACA